Messenger RNA from Cylicocyclus nassatus, 777 nucleotides. NCBI's taxonomy places the organism in Eukaryota, Metazoa, Nematoda, Chromadorea, Rhabditida, Strongylidae. The record is from the annotation of a GenBank genome assembly.
UUCCUGUCAUAUCUCACGGCCCUCCUCGCUAUCCAGCAUAAAAAAAGGGUAUUUCCAUAUGGUGUUGAGCGAAGUAAUGAAUUUGACAAUCUACGUCUUCGUUGCAACCAUCUUAGUCUCUUCCCUAUCUUAUGUCGAUGGCGAAAAAUCGAAAAAACCUCAUAAAGAGAACGAACUGAAAAGAAGACCGUGGCUCCACGAUUAUACAGAGGAUUUCCUUGGAAUCAGCCAGGAAGAUUAUAUGCUAAUAGAAUCAGCAAGCAUAAUCAAAGGAGCCGAAGGAGGAUACCCACUGGCUAGUCAAGUCCUCAGUAUGAAUCCUGAGUUGACGAAAAAAUUUAAUGCAAUCACCUUUACUGAGUUCCGUCUAAGCAAGGAAGCGUUUAGAUUCAUCCAGAAGCUAACAUAUACUAUAGAAAAAGAGCGACGUACGGGAAUAUCGCAAGCAAAAGACUUUUCAAAGGAGGUGUCCGCUAUGACUUCGAAACCCGGACUUUGUCGUGAGCUUUCCCAAUAUCUCGAAGGAACAAGUUAUAAAAGAGGGAUAAAAUCAAUUCUCGAAACGGAUCGGAAAGAUUAUGUGGCCAAUUGCUGAAGCUGCUCUACCCGAUCCAUCUACGUCUUUCACAAGACCGAUAUAUAUGCAAAUUUCAUGUUUUACUGGAACCUUCGGUACAUAAGAAUCGAUUUAAAACACUUACAUUUGUAUCACGCAUGCAAUUCCUCAUAAAUCUGAUUCUUGCAAAGAUUUUAUUAUCAUUGUUCCAAUAAAACAGU